UACAGUAUUUCAGAAAACCGAUACUGAAAAUGGUACCGCAGGCAUAGCUACACAUCUGUAACAUGGUUUAAUGACGGCAAAGAUGCAAGGAAAACCUCAGACUGUGUGGACAGGCUGGCAUUCAAGUACAUGGUGAGAAUGUCAUAAAGCACGUGUUGCAUUAGAAAAUGUGCAGCCAGGAGAGAAAGGAGAAGUGUAAAGUGGAAUCCAGCACAGACUCCGAGUCGGACACAAGCCCCGAGGGAUGUGCCUCCAGUACACCUGAGAGUGGAGCUACCAGGAAGGUGCUGUCUUUGGCGCAGCAACACAGAGGCCGGUCUUCCCUGCCAUCUUGGGACCCCUAUGACGGCAGCUCUGAGGACUCCUCGGAUACGUCCAGGUGUUCCCGGAGCCGAAUCCAGGGGGGCAGUGGAUUGAGGUCCAGGACCCGGUCAGUGACCGCCGUGCCAGCCUCCUCUCCCAAGGCCCCGGGGAAGAGAGGCGACUCUCUGAAACUGGGUGAAAUACAGCUGCCUUCUGAUGUCCAGAUGAAGUCCUCCAGUGACUCGGAGGUGAGAUUUGGGGAACCUGUGUCCCCAAGGGGUGGCAAGGACUGGAGGGAGAUGCCUGUGGACUCAGGAGUGCAUACAGAGGCUUCACUCUCCACACCCGGACAGUUUGCCUUCCUAAGCUUCACCCCAGCCCGGCUGCCCGCAAGCACCUCAUACAGGAGCUGGACUGGGUCUCUCAGAGCACACCCCAGAUCUGAGGAGGGGUCCCCCGGAAGUCCUGAGCCACUAGCGUUCCUCCCCAAGCGCAAGUCGGGGUUCCCUGGGGCCGAGUCUGGCGAACGCUGCCUCAGGAAGAAACAGCGCACAGUUGAACUGGAGGACACAGAGUGAAGAACUGAAAUCCUUUCUGCUGUUGAUGAACAACACAUAAUUGUCUGAAGCAGUUCAUGAUGCACUUACUUUCCCAAUGCACUUUUUGUUUUCCUUAGACAUUUGAGUUGUAUGAUUUUGAAAAUUGUUACAAUCACAAGGGUAAUCAAGGACCUUGUUUUUUUUGUGAAUGCGGUUUAUUUGCAUGAUAAAAAUCACACAAUAAAGUUUAUCAUGGGUGAACAAA
This is a messenger RNA of Lepisosteus oculatus (spotted gar), 1107 nucleotides long. RefSeq lists its product as uncharacterized. NCBI's taxonomy places the organism in Eukaryota, Metazoa, Chordata, Actinopteri, Semionotiformes, Lepisosteidae. The record is from RefSeq and is a predicted model, not a curated record.